Chrysoperla carnea is the source of this 2571-nucleotide messenger RNA. RefSeq names its product WD repeat-containing protein CG11141. The coding region runs from base 328 to 2538 and encodes 736 amino acids. NCBI's taxonomy places the organism in Eukaryota, Metazoa, Arthropoda, Insecta, Neuroptera, Chrysopidae. Gene Ontology annotation, molecular function: protein binding. The transcript is spliced from 9 exons. The record is from RefSeq and is a predicted model, not a curated record.
UACAUCUAUGAAUAACAAAAUCGAAUGAAUCAUGGUAUGAGUUCAGCAGUGUACCAAUUGUUAUCUUUGCCAUCUGUAAAAUAAAUUCGUAAAUAAAUCCAAUAAUCCAAGGUUUUGUGCAACGUACUUAAAAUUAAUUUUGAGUGAUAAAUAAUGGUUUUAUUUUUUUUUUUAAAUAAAUAUUUACCAAGAUGAAUGAAUGUAUUAUUAUUUUUACUGAUAAGGAAAUGUAUCAACAUCAGUAUCUGGAGAAAAAUCCAUCAAUGGAUUUGGAUUGAAAACUAUUGUGAUUUUAAUAAAAAGAUAUUUUAAUAAAUAGUGUUGACGAUGGAUGAAGAAAUUGCGUUGAGAGAAUGGGCACCUUUAUCAGAAAUUAUCAAUCAAAUUCCAAUAAAAGUCCAGACUGGACUUUUUUCAAAAUAUAUAUCAAUCACUUGUAUCGAUGUUAUAACUGAAUAUCUAGCGUUGGGCACAAAUAUUGGUGCUCUAUUUUGGUAUAAUAGGAAAUUGGGUCAAUUUGAAAAAUUUAAAUGUGAAACAUGUUCGGAGAUAACUUGUAUUCAAAUAGUAUCAACUGUUGACUAUAUGGUUGCAUGUGGUCAACAAAAUGGACAAAUCAGUAUAUUCCAAAUACCUAAAAGCUAUCCAGAUACAUUACCGGAUAGCCUAAAAUCACAUUGUUCGAGAAAAUUGGAACGUUAUACAGUUACAGAAAUACAUGGCUCACCAAUAUCCAGCUUGGAAUGGACUACGAAUGGUAUGAAAUUAUUUUCUGGUGAUAAAAAUGGUUUAGUGGUACUUACAGAAUUAGAUUUUUCUAUGCAUAUUUGUAAGGAGUUAGAAAUUGUAAACGAAUCUUAUGAAAUUGUGCAAUUAAGUUAUUGUAAUCAGUAUUUAUUAAUUUCAACAACAUACCGAAGUGUUAUUUGUCAUCGACAAGACGAUAAAUGGAAAGUAUGUCAAGUUGGAAAAAAAGAUAGAAAAAAUUUAGGUAAAUUUGGUGGAAUAUUUGUAAAAAAAGGUUUAAAACCGACUGAUAUUGAAGUAUAUUGUAGUCGACCAGGUUUAAGAAUAUGGGUAGCUGAUAUAAAUGGUGCUGUUGAGCGAACACUAUUGUUUAAGGAUUUAAUAACCAGUGACAUUCCAGAAAUUCCAUUACUAAAUCCAAUUUCAAAUCAUUUAAGACGUAUUAAAUAUGAAAGUGAAUUAACUUUUGGAAAAUUAUUGUACUUUAAUAAUAAGUAUUUAAUUACAUAUGAAUCAAAUGUUGUAUACAUUUUAGAUCCGGAAAAUCUCGUUGUAAUUGGAUCUAUUAGUCGAGUAAGGAGAGUCUUAUCGGUCGCUUGUAAUAAAGACGAAAUAUUUAUUCUUGAAGGAGACCGCAGUUUAAUCAGAAUAGCUUAUGAACAUGAAGAAAUUGCUGAAGAGACUGCAAACUCCAUUCCCCAGGCAACCUUAUUUCUUCCAAUAUCAAAUUCCAUAAAGGAUUUUACAUCAAAAUUCCAAUCAUCGAAUAUUUUAGCAGCAUUACCAACACUAUUAGAAACAAAUCCUACUAUUACAGAAUGUUCAAUUGAAACGGAUAAUACAGCAAUUGUUCGAGCAGAAGAAGCUCUUGAAUCUCCAGAAAAGGAAGAAGAAAAUGAAUCUGAUACAAACGAUAUUUUAAAUCCAGCACAUUAUGUCGAAAAAUUGAAAGCAAAUUCUCAAAAUCUUGCACAAAUGGUUGCAAGUUUAAUAUCCAAUAAUGGUGGACCCACAACACCAAAUCAUAAUAAAACAAUGUAUGUAUCAAAAUUUGAAUCUCCUCGACACGUGCGAACACAUCAAGAUUUAUAUUUGGAAUCAAGUGAGGAAUGUUUACGAAAAUUAGAAAUUUUCGAUAAAAUUGGAGAACAAAAUUAUGAUUCUGAUAUUUUAUUUAAACAUUCACGGCGAAAAAAACAAAAGAAGCACGAUGAAGAUUCUCGAAUGACUAACUCGUAUUAUACCCCUGAUUUAAGUCCGAAACAUGUACAACCGUUAAAUUUAAGUAUGAUUGAAUUACCCACAGAUUUUUCAUUACUUAAGCCAGAUUUAAGAAGUCCAGAUUCCAUACAAAAUGAUAUUAAAACGAAAGAAAAACUGUUAUCGGACGUUUUAUAUUUUACAUCAAAAAUUGAGGAAAAUAAUGAAAAUGAUGUGAGUGAAAGUUUAGAAAAUAAUAUUACAGUUCCUGUUACAAAGGUCUGCCAACCACCGCCGUCAACAACUAGUGAAACGGAUACUAAACCAAAGAAAGUUGAUAAAAAAUCACAAAUGCCUGUGUGGGUUGUUCAACCGAAUAUAAGUAAACCUUCAUCUUCGAGUAAAGGACUGUUGAAACGUAUCAAAAAGAAAACGACGAAAAAUGAUGACGAUACUGGAUUAGUAAAUCAUAAAUUUAGCUACGAUCCAGAUGAUUAUCUAGGAACAGCACCAAAUAUUGGAUUUAGUGGAGCACAAGAUAUAUUAACAGACGGAUCAGAUGUAUCAUUAACAGACUGGGAAAUACUAUAAAAUAAUUUGAUAUCAAAAUUUUAUCAUUUUAAA